AUGACAGUCUCAGAAUAUGUGCACAGUCAAACUCUACAAGGAAAAGCACGGACCGACGUAAGCGCUCCUCCACCCGUUCCGGAGACGGUGAACAUCACGACGGUGCAGAACCAGGUGACACCGAACAGCCUAACCGUCUCCUUCAGCUGCAGCUGGUUCCAGAACACAAACGGUGACCUCAAGUACUACACGGUCAUCGUCAAACAGUCCGAUGGAACCAACAGCGAGAGUCCAGAGAAGAGGUGGCCUCUGAGCACGUAUUCAGAAUAUGCGAGUGGCAGCACGAACGUGUACCAGGUGGACGAUCGUGUCUACCCCUCCGAGUGCUCCAACCUCAACUCCAUCGUCAGUGUCCAAAUUGGCACUGGCAGAACGAGUGGAAGCUUCCCCAAUGGCCCCUUAAAGCAAAACACUGCCUACAGGAUCAGUUUCCGCGUCUACACGUACAUUCCAAACGCACGCUCCGUCAGCGCUGGAGGGGUAGCCAUCUACACGGACACACGUUUCUCUCUACCACUCAUGACAUUAUCCAGCUCGGGAAGCAUCACUGGCCCUGUGGUGGGAGCUGUGGUGGGAGGUGUGGUGGGAGGUGUGCUGGGAGCGUUUGUGAUCAUUGUUGGAGGGGUCUUACUCUACAUACGCCGGAAGCAGCUGAAUUGUUUCAAGAAACCCAAUUCCAUACAGCAAACUGGCGAAAGAAAAUGGGGCGAGCUUCCGGCUGUACCAGGUGGCAUGAAAAAGGAUGUUUGUGAUGCAAGUCACAAGGUCGAAAAUGAAUACAUGUCUGCUGAUGACUGCAUUUAUGAAGAUCUGGACAAUAGUGAACACCAAGAGGACCACCACUCAUGUGCAGAGUCGAAGACGGGAAAAGAUGAUGCCAAGACCGUGGGAAAUUCCGAUCCCACCUAUAUCGCCCCCGACAAUGUAUACGUCAAUGUGAAAUAGCCAUUCAAGUCACUCACCACCUCCUUCUGUUCGAUAUAAAAAAAGAAACAGAUCCUCUACAUAGUUUAAAGACAUGAAUAAGACCUUUCCUGUGCUGGGUUCAUGUCAAGGUAAUUUUUUACUCGUUCUCAAGGUUAAUUCAUUCGUACCAGGUACACAUUUAUUAGGUGUGAUAUUGUCAUAAUGCUCCCCAGCGGGCAGGCAUUGCACUUCGAGAACAAAAAUUGCUCUUGCAAACACUGCUCUGCCGUUUAGCAGCUGCGCCUAUAGAUCUGUAAGUGUAUGGAGUAUCUGUACUGGUCUAAGGGUACCGAUGCAAGUUUAAUGGUCUCAGUGGAAAUCUAUAAGUGUCUUCUUCGAAUGGCUGAUGUAGGUGAAGAGUAACAACUCUAAUUUUACGUUGAGGUGGUUGAGCCAGAUAAUUGUGUCAGAUGUAGUGGAUUGUACUGCUCUGAUGAUGCUCCCCCAUUCGCAUUUGUGAAUUGGGCAUUAAAGAGUCAUUCCUUCUGUGGCCUACUCUGGGUGAUCCCAGGCACACACUACCGGAGAUAUUUAUUUUCAAUUGUGCUUUAAGUAACCACUUCUGCCAUUGUUUGGGUGGAUUCGAUUUGGGUUUGUGCCCAUAUUAUUCGUGGAAGAUCAAAGCCAUGGAUCGUCUGCCUCGGGUCUUGAAUCUGGGUAAAGGUAGAGGACAGGUGGCCUGGACAAAACAAAUCCAUGGAUAAUGCCAAAUAUAACACAUCGGGCGAUGAAAUAUAUGUAUUACUUACCUACAUAGUCUAUACGGGGGUGAAUCUAUAGAGUGCGUUAAUCUGUUAUUAUUCUUUGUUAAGAUUAUCGGUUUCAUGUCAGACUCAUUUGUCGCCACAUGGUGACGACCGAGUCAUGGACACGCAGGAUGGGAGGAUCAGUAAUAAUUAAACUUGCAAGUAAUCGAUCAUUUUUCACAAUCACGAGAAAUGCUAAACCCAAAUCUUCUGCAAAUUUCGCGUUAAAACUCAUACAUAUUAUCCAUUGGAUGUGUAAUGGUACUCUUGUAACAUCAAUGGCGCGCCACGGUGGGGAGAUGUUAAAUACCUUACCGGGUAUGCAGGUGGUCGUGAGAUCGAUCCCGACCCUUGCGUGUUUUUUCCGUGGUUACGUGAAUUUUUUUCCGAGUCCUCCGAUUUUGCCCUCCACAUUUAGAAUCGACAUCACACAUUUAGAGCAUUUGCCUGCUACAAAUGUCCACGUGAUAAGCCAUUACGUUGAGCUAUCAUUUGUGAUAACCAGAUCGCUUCUUAAAAAUAUAUAUUUCGCUCAGUGGGCCUUGUCUGGCAAAAUAAAAUAGUUUAGUUUAAGGAUCACCAUGUACUUUACUUGUAUUUACCAUGCAAUUAAUAUGUAUCGAUAUAAUACAGCUGGUUCAAAAUUAACCUGUAGGUUUAGUUCUAUAAAAUGUUAUAGUAAAGGGAAGUAAAUGAAACACCUUAAUUUUAUAGGCAUGAAUUUGUCCCAUUAAAAUUGUGACUUAAUGUCUGAAAUUUAUACUUCUUUAUGACGGGUAUUUGGCUAUAAUCAGGAUCAUCUGCUUUCAUGUCCUCAAACUUUAUUGACAUCCGCAUCAAUUUCCUUUUUGUGAGUUCCAGCUACGAGCAAAUUGUUGUUAAUCAGAAAAUUCACUCUACGAGUCCGUUAUAAAUAGUACAUGAGACGUAGUUUGAUUUAAUCUUAGAAAUACAGGAAACCUCUACACAUUUUUUUAAAUAAAAACAAUUAUCGUUAAAAUAAUAUUUAAACACUCGACAAUGUUAAUAAUAUUUUACAUUUGCAAUACUUCCUGUUUAAUGCUUGGGUUGAUGUAGGGUAACAUGAGAGGAAAGGAGUGAUUGUCGUAUUACAUAAUCGGAAACUCUAUACGACAGGAGGAAACCGAUAAGGUAUAAGGCUCUUUUUCACAGACGUCCAAUAGGGGGCGGGUAAGAACGUUAUAACAAGCAAUGCAAAAACACGAUAGGAGUGGAAAGUAUAGGAAAGAUAAACAGAACUUUGAACCAAACUCCAAUAGUCCCAUAUACGAGCUUGCAGAUUGCCGUUCUAUUCAAGACAGUAAUCCCCCCCCCCCCCCCCCACAAUGGGCAAAGGAUUUUUUUGUAAGCAGACGGGUUUUCUCAUCAGGCGAUGUCAUUUGACGCGCGAGUUUCCACAUGGUGCAACUCAUUGCUCGAAUGUUUCAAAGCAGUCAUCUGUUAUUAUUUUACGACUACCUCCAUGGAAUAAACAGUGCUCGUUAUUCUUGAACCAACUUCAAAUAAAGUGUAUAACCUACCGCAAAA
This is a messenger RNA of Lethenteron reissneri (Far Eastern brook lamprey), 3260 nucleotides long. RefSeq names its product receptor-type tyrosine-protein phosphatase beta-like. The record is from RefSeq and is a predicted model, not a curated record. Gene Ontology annotation, biological process: peptidyl-tyrosine dephosphorylation involved in inactivation of protein kinase activity; angiogenesis. Gene Ontology annotation, molecular function: cadherin binding. Gene Ontology annotation, cellular component: signaling receptor complex. Lineage: Eukaryota; Metazoa; Chordata; Hyperoartia; Petromyzontiformes; Petromyzontidae.